AUGGCUCCCGCCACGUCUUCCUCCUCCGGUGGAGGAGGGAACAUCAAGGUGGUAGUAAGAGUGCGGCCAUUCAAUACAAGAGAACUUGACCGCGGUGCAAAGUGUAUCGUUGAGAUGCAAGAUAACCAGACCAUCCUGACCCCUCCACCAGAUGCUGGAGGUAAGUCAGCCAAGGACCGUGAGCCCAAGGUGUUCGCCUUCGACAAGUCGUACUGGUCCUUCGACAAGAAUGCACCCAACUAUGCGGGCCAGCAGCAUCUGUUCGAAGAUCUGGGCAAGCCACUGCUGGACAAUGCCUUCCAAGGCUAUAACAACUGUAUAUUCGCCUAUGGUCAAACUGGCGCCGGCAAGUCGUACUCCAUGAUGGGCUAUGGCAAAGAUGCCGGCAUCAUUCCCAACAUCUGUCAGGACAUGUUUCGCCGCAUCAACGAAAUGCAGAAGGAUCCCAAUUUGCGCUGUACCGUCGAGGUCUCAUAUCUCGAAAUCUACAACGAGCGCGUGCGUGACCUGUUAAACCCGGCAAACAAGGGCAAUCUUCGAGUCCGAGAACACCCCUCCACGGGUCCCUACGUCGAGGACCUGGCGAAGCUCGUCGUCACGAGUUUUCAGGAAAUUGAGCAUCUCAUGGAUGAAGGAAACAAGGCACGCACAGUCGCUGCCACCAACAUGAACGAGACGUCAAGUCGUAGUCACGCCGUUUUCACCAUUAUGCUUACGCAGAAGCGCUACGAUCCUGAAACCAAAAUGGAGAUGGAGAAAGCUGCGAAGAUUAGCCUUGUUGACCUUGCGGGCUCGGAAAGAGCGAACUCUACCGGCGCUACAGGCGCACGGCUCAAAGAAGGUGCUGAGAUCAACCGCUCUCUUUCCACGCUUGGUCGUGUUAUCGCAGCCCUGGCCGAUCUGUCUACUGGGAAGAAGAAGAAAGGAACAGUGGCCCAGGUUCCUUACCGUGACAGCGUCCUGACCUGGCUGCUCAAGGAUUCCCUCGGUGGCAACAGCAUGACUGCCAUGAUCGCAGCCAUCAGUCCAGCCGACAUCAACUACGACGAGACCCUUAGCACACUGCGAUACGCCGACUCAGCGAAGCGUAUCAAGAACCACGCAGUCAUCAACGAAGACGCCAACGCGCGCAUGAUCCGCGAGCUCAAGGAGGAACUGGCGCUGUUGCGCAGCAAGUUGAACAGUGGGGCUGGAGGUGGCGGUGGCAUUCCCGUGGAUGAGGUGUAUCCUCCUGAUACGCCACUGGACAAGCAGAUCGUGAGCAUCACGCAGCCAGACGGCACGGUCAAGAAGGUUUCGAAGGCGGAGAUCGCGGAGCAGUUGAUGCAGAGCGAGAAGCUGCUGAAGGAUCUCAACCAGACCUGGGAGGAAAAGCUCGCCAAAACGGAGGCCAUCCACAAGGAGCGCGAGCAGGCGCUGGAGGAACUUGGUAUCAGCAUCGAGAAGGGCUUCAUUGGCAUGUCGACACCUAAAAAGAUGCCUCAUUUGGUCAACCUUUCAGACGACCCCCUCUUAGCUGAGUGCCUUGUUUAUAAUCUGAAACCUGGCCUCACGACGGUUGGCAAUGUUGAGUCGAACCAGGAUCACCAGGUCAACAUCCGACUGAAUGGUACCAAGAUCCUCGAGAAACACUGCGUCUUUGAGAAUGCUCCCGACGGAACGGUGACCCUCACACCCGAGGAAGGGGCCGCGGUGAUGGUGAAUGGCAAACGCAUAACGGAAAAGACCAGGCUGCACUCGGGCUACCGCAUUAUCCUGGGAGACUUCCAUAUCUUCCGUUUCAAUCAUCCAUUGGAGGCGCGUGCUGAACGAGCCGAAAAAGCAGAACAAAGCCUGCUUCGACAGUCCAUUACAGCGAGCCAGCUGCAGGCCCUCGAAAAGACUUCUCCGAGCCCGUCAAGGAUGGGUCAUGACAGGACUCUCAGUACGGCCUUAUCGGAGCUGAGCGACAGUCGCCCUGAGUCUCCUGCAACCUGGCAGCGAAAUACAAAGGAACUGGACUGGUCCUUUGCUCGCAGAGAGGCCGCUCCGGCGAUCCUUGGGACCGACCAAAACAACCUGUCAAAGCUGACAGACGAGGAACUCAAUGCUCUGUUUGAGGACGUGCAGCGGGCGCGGGCUGAGAGAGUCAAUGGCCGCGAAGCCGACGGCGAAGAAGACGGAGAGUCGACGACGUCAUAUCCGAUUAGGGAGAAAUACAUGUCGGCUGGUACGAUUGACAACUUCUCACUCGACACAGCCUUAACCAUGCCGUCGACGCCCAAGCAAGGUGAGACGGGAGAUGAGCGGCUGCGGGAGAUGAGCGAUGAGAUGCAGGGCCAGCUCGAGAAACAAAAGGAAGAGUUUCAGGAGCAGCUCAAAAAUGCUGAGGCAGCAAACGUUGCUAUGGAAGAGAUCAAAAAGGAGAAGGCCAAGAUGGAGGAGACCUUGGUCCAGCUCAAGGCUGAUAUGCAGAAGAAGCUGGAGGAGCAGCGGCGCGAGUAUGAAGCCAAGAUCGAGAGGCUCGAUCCGCUGCGUCGGCCCAAGCCGAAACAGAAGCUUUCUCCCGAGGAAAUCGAGCGUGCCAAAGCGGCUGUCAAGCGUUGGCGGAGCCGCCACUAUGUGCGUAUGGCGAUGACUGUCUUGCAGCAUGCGUCGACGUUGAAGGAAGCUCAGAUCAUGAGCCACGAGUUGGACGAGCAUGUUGUGUUCCAGUUCACUGUCGUCGACGUUGGCCAUGUCGUGUGCUCGUCAUACGACAUGGUGCUCAAUGGGUUGAGCAGCGAGGGAGACGACAUUGCACUCGAAGAAGCACCGAAACCAUGCAUCGGUGUACGCGUCAUCGACUAUAAGCACAGUGUCGUCCAUCUUUGGAGCAUCGAGAAGCUUCACGAUCGCGUCCGGCAAAUGCGGCAGAUGUACCAAUACCUCGACCAGCCCGAAUAUGCACAGCACCUCAGCAUCGAUAACCCUUUUGUCGAGGCAUGCAUGCCGCAGUACACACUUGUGGGCGAGGCCGAUGUGCCUCUCAAGGCUGUCUUCGAGAGCCGCGUCCAAGACUUUACUCUUGAUGUCUACUCACCGCACACGCAGCAGGCCAUCGGCAUCAUUAAGCUUGCGCUGGAGCCUUCAAGUGCACGUGCGCCGUCCAACACACUCAAGUUUAAUGUCGUGAUGCACGAAAUGAUUGGUUUCGCUGAGCGUGAGGGCACUGAGGUACACGCUCAGCUCUUCAUCCCCGGUAUUUCUGAGGACGGUAUCACAACCACGCAAAUGAUUAAGGACUUCGACGAGGGCCCGAUUCGGUUCGAGAGCGUUCAUAGCAUGAGCGUACCCCUGUUCGCGCCCCCGCACACGACGCUGAGAGUGGCUAUAUUCGCAAAGGUAUCGGCCACGCAUCUUGACAAACUUCUUAGCUGGGACGAUAUGCGCGAUGCUGUACCUGCUUCGCAAGGCAAGCCCAAAGGCGCACGUAUCAACGAAGCACACUUCUACACGGAGGAGAAGCAUGAUCUGCUCGCGCGGGUACAGAUCCAGGAGAUGAACGAGGAUGGGGAGUACGUGCCGGUCGAGGUAACACAGAUGAAUGAGAUGGACGCUGGCACAUUCCAGCUGCAUCAAGGCCUGCAGCGUCGCAUUGCCAUUAAGUUGGUGCACAGCGCCGGCGACGCUCUACCAUGGGACGACGUUGUUUCGCUACGCGUCGGCAAGGUGCAACUGCUUGACAGCGCUGGGAAAACUCCCGACAUGUCCUCCAACCAAGAUAUGCUGCCGCUCAAGCUGGCUGCCAAGCCGGUGUUCCGCACAAAUGCCAACGGAACCCGUAGCAUCACCUUCUAUGCCCAAUGGGACUCAAGCCUGCAUAGCUCAUUGCUGCUGGAUCGUGUCACUCCCGACAAGUACCGUGUACAGAUGACUCUCGCUUGGGAAGUAGCCUGUGCCGAAAAGCUGGCUGAACCUGUCCGCUUUUCCCUGCCGGUUUGCGUUCAGGUGGUCUCGCGCUCAUUCGUACGCCAGACCUCUAUGUUCGCAUCGCUGUGGCAGCAGAUUAAAAUCGUUCACUCUGUCACCGGCAUAUUCACCUUGCAGCUGCGCCCCGCGCCUAUUAAACGGGUGGGCGAUCUAUGGCGCAUGAACUCUCAGCACGAUUAUGUCAAAGGCGAAGAAAACCUGACGGCAUGGACACCCCGUGGCGUGUCCCUCGUGGCGGACUACAUUGCUGCGCGGAAGAGGAGGCGCAUGGCGGCUGAGAUCAUGGCGAUGCAGAACUUCCUGAAGAAGAUUGGCGCCCUCGAGAAGAAGCCCAAGGAAACUCAGGAUGAUGAUAUUCCACCUCCCCCGCCCGUUAUCAGCGACAACGAUGAGAUUGCGGAACUGCUUAGGGACGACGAUGAAGAGCAAUCAUCCCCCAAAGCCGACCAACAAGAGGCCGAUCAGACCCCAGAUCCAAAAGAUGGUACCAUAUCUGAGCAGCCCAACAACACCACUGAACCGACCUCCGAAUACACUCCCGAGCAGGAAGCCCUUCUCAAGCGCAUUCUCAACCUCUGGCAGCGCUAUCAAGACCCAACUCUCAAGCUUCUCUCCCCCGCCAACACGUCUCCCCCGGAAGAUGGAGCCCCCGCCGACGAUGAUGACAGCCACUCGCCGUGGUUUGUCGCCACAGUUGUUCGCGUGCCGAAGAACCCAUCAGUGCUGCGGUCUGGCUACCUUCUCGUCCCCAACGCCGAGGCCACCAGAUGGGUGAAACGUUUUGUGGAGCUUCGGCGUCCAUACAUGCAUGUGUAUGGGGUGGAGAACGGAGAGGAAGUGGCCGUUGUUGGGCUGAGGAAUGCCAGAGUUGAGAGUCAGCCCGGGAUCUUGGGGCUGCUGAACGUGAGAGGAGGGGCGGAGGAUGAUUAUGGGCUGGCUGCUGUUGAAGGUGAAGGGGAUGCUGCAUCUUGCUCCGCCAACACAGGCCCAAAUGGCACCCCUCGGAUAGGGACUGUAUCACCAACCGCAUCCACAGGAAGUUUGAUAUCCUCGCUCUGGCCGACCAGUACUACAGGUAGCCCCAGCCCGCGGUCAACGCCAUCUGGGAACCGCCCCAGGCGCGAUAGUGACGGGCCGGGCAUCUCUCGCCUCAGCGAGCGCCUGCAGGCCGGCGUGUUUGCCAUCUAUGGGACCGACAACACAUGGCUUUUUGCAGCUCGCAGCGAGCGUGACAAGAUGGAUUGGGUCGCUAAGAUCGACCAGUGCUUUGGCCCAACACCCGCUUCGUCCUCAGCCGGCCCCGCGAGUGUCACGGCAAGUGGGAGGGCAAGUCCCAACUUGGGACCUCUUCCUAACAGAGGGAGGUGGUGA
Molecule: messenger RNA, 5322 nt
Organism: Thermochaetoides thermophila DSM 1495
Lineage: Eukaryota; Fungi; Ascomycota; Sordariomycetes; Sordariales; Chaetomiaceae
Product: putative microtubule motor protein
Exons: 2
Coding region: 1-5322 (1773 amino acids)
Biological process (GO): cytoskeleton-dependent intracellular transport; microtubule-based movement
Cellular component (GO): kinesin complex; microtubule
Molecular function (GO): ATP hydrolysis activity; ATP binding; microtubule motor activity
Source: RefSeq, a predicted model, not a curated record